Messenger RNA from Epinephelus moara (kelp grouper), 1419 nucleotides. RefSeq names its product ribonuclease inhibitor-like. The record is from RefSeq and is a predicted model, not a curated record. The coding region runs from base 1 to 1419 and encodes 472 amino acids. The transcript is spliced from 7 exons. Lineage: Eukaryota; Metazoa; Chordata; Actinopteri; Perciformes; Serranidae. Gene Ontology annotation, molecular function: protein binding.
AUGUGGCUGGGCGAGCCCAUGUGUCUUUUAGAAGUAUCCACAUACCCUGACAGCAGGGAGAUCAUUCUCUGUACAUAUGGAAUAGAGAUAGUCUAUCCACUCAGACAAUUAAGCUUGAGUCACUCCAGGCUCACAGAGAAAUGCUGUCAGGAGCUGUCCUCAGUUCUCAGCUCCCAGUCCUCUCGUGUCAGAGAGCUGGACCUGAGUAACAACAACCUGCAGGAUUCAGGAGUGAAGCUGCUCUAUGCUAAAAUGGAAAGUCCACACUGUGCACUGGAGACUCUCAGGCUGAGUGGCUGUAAUCUGUCAGAGAGAAGCUGUGGUGCUCUGUUCCCAGUUCUCAGCUCUCAGUCCUCUCGUCUCAGAGAGCUGGACCUGAGUAACAACAACCUGCACGAAUCAGGAGUGAAGCUGCUCUCUGCUGGACUUGAAAGUCCACACUGUACACUGGAAACUCUCAGGUUGAGUCAAACUAGGCUCACAAAGAAAUGCUGUCAGGAGUUCUCCUUGGUUCUCAGCUCUCAGUCCUCUAGUCUGAGACACCUGGACCUGAAUAACAAUGACCUGCAGGAUUCAGGAGUGAAGCUGCUCUCUGCUGGACUGGAGAGUCAAAACUGUACACUGGAAACUCUCAGGCUGUCAGGCUGUCAGAUCACAGAGAAAGGCUGUACCUCUCUGGCCUCAGCUCUGAGAUCCAACCCCUCCCAUCUGAGAGAGCUGGACCUGAGCUACAACCAUCCAGGAGACUCAGGAGUGAAGCUGCUGACCGCUGGACUGGAGGACCCACAGUGGAGACUGGACACUCUCAGGUUGGAACACGGUGGAAAGCAGAGGCUGAAACCUGGUCUGAGAAAGUAUGCCUGUGAACUCACACUGGACACAAACACAGUCAACAGAAACCUCAAACUGUCCGACAACAACAGGACGGUGACAGCAGUGAGAGAGGAGCUGCCAUUUUCUGAUCAUCCGCAGAGAUUUGACUACUGGCCUCAGCUACUGUGCACAGAUGGUCUGACUGGUCGCUGUUACUGGGAGGUGGAGUGGAGAGGAAACGUUCAUAUAUCAGUGAGUUACAGAGGAAUCAGGAGGAGAGGGAGCAGUAAUCGCUGCAGGUUCGGAGGGAAUAACAAGUCCUGGAGUCUGAGCUGCUCUGAUGUUGAUGGUUACUCUGUCUGGCACAGAAAGAGGAGUACAGUCCUCUCCUCCUCCUCCUCCUCCUCCUCCUCCUCUGUCUCUAACAGAGUAGCAGUGUAUGUGGACUGUCCUGCUGGCACUCUGUCCUUCUUCAGAGUCUCCUCUGACUCACUGAUCCACCUCCACACCUUCAGCACCACCUUCACUGAGCCUCUUUACCCUGGCUUUGGCUUUGGGCUCGGGUUAUUUUCAUUUAGUCCCUCAGUGUCUCUGUGUUCACUGUAG